CUUAGUACCUAUCGAUUUAACAUUCACUUAGAAGGAGUUCGCUAAGUUAUUGUUGUUGAAAGUUAAGAAACGAGAGCACAUAAAUUGAAAAUGGAAAAACCAGAAAAGACCGAAAUCACAUACGAAUACACAAAGCGUAGACGGGAGUUUGGGAAGCAGUUGUUGUUUGAAGAUACGACCCCUGAGCUGGUGGUCAGUAUACCGUGCAACCCGGCUUUGUAUAAAAAUUACGUCAUGAGAAACCCUAUACACGCUGAAGUGCAAAAUGCUCCUGUUAUGGCUGAACAUUGGGUUAAUUCUGUUCGAGCCGAAUACACAAGCAGUGGCAUGAAUCACAUAGAAGGGGGGUGGCCAAAAGACAUCAACAUGAAUGACCCAGAGGCAACUCAACGAUAUCGACGCAAAAUUGAAAAAGACGACGCUUACAUUCACGCAGUUAUGCAUUUGGGACAUAGCAUGGAGCACAAUAUCCUGCAAAACAACGCGGUGGACAUGUACCAAACCUACUACUCGGAGCUCCCAUCCAUCCCCCCGGUGGAACACAGUAGUUGUCACACAGUCAACGUGUACCGAGAGCCGGGCACUCGCCGCCCCGUGCGCUCGCUGUCUUGGCAGAGCGACGGCGGCGCCAGGCUGGCUUCAGCUCAUGCCGAUAUUGAUAUCAGGAAUUGUAGGAAUACACAGCUGUCGUAUAUUUGGGAUAUUGAAAAUGCAAACGCACCCGAGCUGAUAAUUAAGCCGCCCCAGCCACUCCUAGACCUGCAAUACAACCCUCGAGAUCAACACACACUGGUUGGAGGCUUGCUCAAUGGGCAAGUAGGCUUUUGGGAUAUGCGUCGAGGAGGUGAACCUACAACAAUAUGUCCUCCGCACGUAGCUCAUCGCGAUUUAGUGAGAAAUGUACUCUUUAUCAACUCCAAAACUGGAGCGGAAUUCUUCUCUGCCUCACCAGAUGGCGUUGUUAAAUGGUGGGACACUCGCAAUAUGAAUGAACCAACAGAUACAAUGAUAAUAGACAUGGUUAAAAAUGUAACUGACACCCAAAGCAUUGAUAAUGCAAUAGGAAUAUCAGCUCUUGAAUACGAGCCUACUAUACCAACAAGAUUUAUGGUUGGCACAGAAACGGGUCUAGUCAUUGGAGGAAACCGCAAAGGCAAAACACCCAUUGAAAAACUACCAUGUAAAUACGAAGCACAUUUAGGCCCAGUGUAUGCGCUACAAAGAAAUCCGACAUUUCUAAAGAACUUCCUAACAGUUGGGGACUGGACGGCGAGAGUGUGGAGUGAAGACUGCAAGGAGUCUUCAAUACUGUGGACGUACUCGCAUCGUACUAAACUCACUGACGGUGCCUGGAAUCCUAUCAGGUUUUCCUUGAUGCUAGUAACACAAUGGGAUGGAUGUUUGUCUUGCUGGGAUCUGUUGAGGCGUAGAAGCGCGCCAAUAGUGACGGCCCAGCUCUGUGACGAACCCUUACUCAAGCUUCGGCCACACGAAAGUGGUUUACUGGUGGCAUGCGGUAGUAGCAAGGGAACAAUUUACUUGGCUGAAUUAUCCCAUAAUCUGGGAACAGCUGAUAAAAACGACAAACAGCUACUGACUCAUAUCUUAGACCGCGAGAACAAGCGCGAGCGCAUCCUGGAGGCGCGCAUGCGUGAGCUGCGCCUGCGCAUGCGGCAGGACCGCGACGGUGGCGCCGCCGCGGCCGAGAGCGACCCCACGGCCGGCGACAAGGACCUGGUGGAGGCCACUGCGGAGUACGAGCAGACUGUCAGCGAGCUGCAGGCGCAGCAACCUAAGUGAAUGGUACACUAGACAAACCAUGAGCUUUAGU
Messenger RNA from Plutella xylostella (diamondback moth), 1831 nucleotides. Its product is annotated as dynein, axonemal, intermediate chain 2. Gene Ontology annotation, molecular function: dynein heavy chain binding; dynein light chain binding. The record is from RefSeq and is a predicted model, not a curated record. NCBI's taxonomy places the organism in Eukaryota, Metazoa, Arthropoda, Insecta, Lepidoptera, Plutellidae. Gene Ontology annotation, biological process: cilium movement; outer dynein arm assembly. Gene Ontology annotation, cellular component: outer dynein arm.